Messenger RNA from Callithrix jacchus (white-tufted-ear marmoset), 9555 nucleotides. The record is from RefSeq and is a predicted model, not a curated record. NCBI's taxonomy places the organism in Eukaryota, Metazoa, Chordata, Mammalia, Primates, Cebidae.
AACUUCAUUCAAAGCAAGGCGGCCCACGAGGUUGGGCUUGGGGGAUCUGGAUGACCUCCAGGCCACUUCCUCUCGCUCUGCGCCCUUCCCCCACUCCAACCACCUUCGCCUUAAACAAAACUGUCCCCCAGGGCGGAGAGAGGUCGCGCUCUUUUGCACACUCCCUCACCAAUGGUUCAUUUUUCCAAUCGCACGAGGGGGAGGAGAUUUCCCUGUAGACGAGUAAAAGGGGUGAUGGACAAACGUGCGGGCACUAAGACCGCAAGGCAUUCAUUUCCUCCUACGGUGGAUGCGGACGCCGGGAGGAGGAGAGCCCCAGAGAGAGGAGCUGGGAGCGGAGGCGCAGGCAAUGCUCAGCCCUGGAUGUAGCUAAGAGGCAGGGAGAGAGACAACCGCCGGAGACCGAGCGGCGUGGGGAAGACCUAGGGGGGUGGGUGGGGGAAGCAAACAGGAGAGCACUCGAAACCUAGCGCUUUACAGAUUAUUUUGUUUUGUAUCGAGAACACGUAGCGACUCCGAAGAUCAGCCCCAAUGAACAUGUCAGUGUUGACUUUACAAGAAUAUGAAUUCGAAAAGCAGUUCAACGAGAAUGAAGCCAUCCAAUGGAUGCAGGAAAACUGAUUCUUGCCCUGUCACCCAGGCUACAGUGCAAUGGAGUGAUCUCAGUUCACUGCAACCUCCACCUCCCAGAUUCAAGUGAUUCUCCUGCCUCAGCCUCCUAAUUAGCUGGAGUUACAGAUGUGCAUUACCAUGGCCAGCUAAUGUUUUGUAUCUUUAGUGGAAACAGGGGUUUCACCAUUUUGGCCAGGCUGGUCUCGAACUCCUGACUUCAUGACUUACCUGCCUUAGCCUCCCGAAGUGCUGGGAUUAUAGGUGUAAGCCACUGUGCCUGGCCUCUUUGUUGCUUUUUGUAGAGACAGGGUCUAACUCUGUUGCCCGGGCUGGAUGGAAUGCACUGGCGUGAUCUCAGCUGACUGCAGAAUCCAGGCUCAGGUGAUUCUCCUCACUUGGACUCCUGAAUAGGGGACUAUAGGCAUGUAGUCCAUCAUGUCCAGCUAAUUUAUGUAUUUUUGGUAGAGACGGGGUUUUGCCAUGUUGCCCAGGCUGGGCUCAAACUAUCCACCCACCUCAGCCUCCCAAUGUGCUAGCAUUACAAGUGUGAACCACUGUGGCUGGCCCCCUAAUUUUUUUUCCUGUUUUUUUAAAUAAAAUAUUUAUUUGUUUAAUUAAUUAAUUUAAGAGACUGGGUCUCACUAUGCUGCCAGGAUAGAUUUGAAUUUCUGGGCUCAGGCAAUCCUCCUACCUCAGUUUCUCAAGUAAGCUGGGAUUACAGGCAUGUGCCAUCAUGCCUGGCUUCUUUCUAUUUCUGUUAGAUCUCUAUUGAUUCUAUUUCAGAAUCAAUUUUAUGAUAUUUGAGUGAGAAAAGAAAACAUCCCCCCUCCUCCCUCAAUGAGGAAGAAAUUGGAUAGGAAGCAAAGUACUUCUAAUCUUAUCAGGUUUCCUUUCUGGUUGUCAGACUGCCAGAUCCACUAGCCUAUGAAACACAAAGGGCAUUGGCAUUUGAUAAGAGCUGCAGAGAGACCAUAGUGCCACCGCUAAUAAGUGGAUGGGCAGGGAUGAGUGAUAAUCAUGGUUUACACAGCCCUUUCCCAGGGCCCCUACUGUUGCUGCUGCUGCUCCUAUUUGAGUCACUAAGAAAAAUGUGGGCAGUUUUUUUGGCAUGAUGCUGGUUGAGAAGUGGGCAAAAGAAAAAUGAUCAGAAAAGCAGAAGCAGCUUAUAGGACUGUUGAGAAAUGAUGCUACUCAAGCCAGAACUAAACUCUCUGUGGUAGUCGUUCUGAUUCAAGUAUCUUCCCCCACACCAGCUAAAUUUUUGUAUUUUAAAAUUUUGUCUACAGUUCCCAGGCUACCAAAAGUUUCUUUACACUAAUACAAUAUGAGUGCUGUGGGAUCAAAUACUUCCACACAAUCUCAGUGAUUCUCAAGGUUCGGAUUACCCCUCCCCACUGGGUUUUUCUCCAUGAUCUGUAGUGCUGCAUUGGGUCUUCCACCCUCCUGGCCACUAGAUCUUCUGAACACACCCCCUUUCUGAUGUGUGGUUCCAGGGAACUGCUGUUUCUGCUGCAUAUUUCAGGUGCAUCGUAGGUAUCCUUCAGAUGUAUAGGGCCUAGGUUGGAGUUACCUAGGCAGCUUUUAAAAAUACCAAUGUUCCGGGCCGGGCGCGGUGGCUCACGCCUGUAAUCCCAGCACUUUGGGAGGCUGAGGUGGGUGGAUCACGAGGUCAAGAGAUCGAGGCCAUCCUGGUCAACACGGUGAAACCCCGUCUCUACUCAAAAUACAAAAAAUUAGCUGGGCAUGGUGGCACGUGCGUGUAAUCCCAGCUACUCAGGAGGCUGAGGUAGGAGAAUUGCCUGAACCCAGGAGGCAGAGGUUGCGGUGAGCCGAGAUCGCGCCAUUGCACUCCAGCCUGGGUAACAAGAGUGAAACUCUGUCUCAAAAAAAAACAAUAUUCCAGACAAACCAGAUUCUCUUGGAGGCAGCACUCAAAUAUUGUAUUUUGCAAAACUUAAGGUGAUUCUCCUGUACUCUCAGGGGUCAGAACCAUGCAGCUUUAAAGAUACCUCAGGGUGAAUCAGUUUUUAUGGACAAAGUUUUUCCAAAAUUAAGAGUUAUGAGAACAAGUAAAUGAGACAUUUUAUUACCAGUGGUGGGGCAUGAAAAAUACCUUAACAGUCUCUAAACUGAGGAUAAAACAACUUAGUAGUUUGUUCAGACUAAAUCAUAAGUUCUUCAACUAGGUUAUAAUACACAGAAAGAGAGUCCAAGGCCAAAACGGGGAUAUUAUUGCUGCAUACUAAAUAAGUAAUUGUUAAAUAUUCCUUUAUAUGUUAUCUAUUUAGAUGCAAAGAGGUAAUCUAAGAAUCAUUAGAGUACUGAGUGGUCAUUCUGGAAGGUUUUACUAUUGGUACUGGUAUUUUUAUGGUGCCCAGGAGGUGAUCUUUGGGUCGGUAAUUGAUAUGGUUUGGCUGUGUCCCCACCCAAAUCUCAUCUUGAAUUCCCACGUGUUUUGGGAGGAAUCCAGUGGGAGGUGAUGGAAUUAUGGGGGUGGGGCUUUCCUGCACUGUUCUCAUGAUAGUGAAUGAGUUCACGAGAUCUGAUAGAUUUAAAAAUGGGAGUUUCCCUGAACAAACUCUCUUCUCUUGUCUGCUGCCAUGUGAGAUGUGCCUUUCACCUUCCAUCAUGAUUGUGAGGCCUCCCCAGCCACGUGGAACUAUAGAUUUAGAAGAAGCAUCAACUUAACCGACGUGGAUAAUAAGAUCUGUACUAAAGUCAAAACAGCUUAUCAAAUCUUGGAUGAGGAUAAUCUUAAAAGGACCUAUUGACAAUGGCUGUAGAAAGAAGAAAUCUUUCCUGUUUUCUGCUCUGUAUGCUGCCUUUAUAUUUGGUGGUCGGCACCUAAUGAACAAACGAGCGAAGUUUGAGCUGAGGAAGCCAUUAGUGCUCUGGUCUCUGACCCUUGCAGUCUUCAGUAUAUUCGGUGCUCUUCGAACUGGUGCUUAUAUGGUGUACAUUUUGAUGACCAAAGGCCUGAAGCAGUCAGUUUGUGACCAGAGUUUUUACAAUGGACCUGUCAGCAAAUUCUGGGCUUAUGCAUUUGUGCUAAGCAAAGCACCUGAACUAGGAGAUACAAUAUUCAUUAUUCUGAGGAAGCAGAAGCUGAUCUUCCUGCACUGGUACCACCACAUCACUGUGCUUCUGUACUCUUGGUACUCCUACAAAGACAUGGUUGCCGGGGGAGGUUGGUUCAUGACUAUGAACUAUGGCGUGCACGCCGUGAUGUACUCUUACUAUGCCUUGCGGGCGGCGGGUUUCCGAGUCUCCCGGAAGUUUGCCAUGUUCAUCACCUUGUCCCAGAUCACUCAGAUGCUGAUGGGCUGUGUCGUUAACUACCUGGUCUUCUACUGGAUGCAGCAUGACCAGUGUUACUCUCACUUUCAGAACAUCUUCUGGUCCUCACUCAUGUACCUCAGCUAUCUUGUGCUCUUCUGCCAUUUCUUCUUUGAGGCCUACAUCGGCAAGAUGAGGAAAACAACGAAGGCUGAAUAGUGUUGGAACUGAGGAGGAAGCCAUAGCUCAGGGUCAUCAAGAAAAAUAACAGACAAAAGAAAAUGGCACAAGGAAUCACACGUGGUGCAGCUAAAACAAAACAAAACAUGAGCAAACACAAAACCCAAGGCAGCUUAGGGAUAAUUAGGUUGAUUUAACCCAGUAAGUUUAUGAUCCUUUUAGGGUGAGGACUCACUGAGUGCACCUCCAUCUCCAAGCACUGCUGCUGGAAGACCCCAUUCCCUCUUUAUCUGUCAACUCUAGGACAAGGGAGAACAAAAGAAAGCCAGAGGCAAAGGAGAAUAAUCAAGGCAAACAAAGGCUGUUAACACAUAGAAAAAAAUGCAUUUACUAAGUGUCACAUUUCUCUAAGAUGAAAGAUUUUUACUCUAGAAACUGCGAGCACACACACAGAAUCCUUUCUAACCUUUAUGGACACUAAACUGGAGCCAAUAGAAAAGCUAAAAAUGAAAGAGACACAGGGUGUAUAUCUAGAACAAUAACGCUUUUGCAGAAACUAAAGCCUUUUUAAGAAAUGUUAGCUGCUGUAGCCCCCAUGAGAAAAGAUGUCUUAAUCAUCCUUAUGAAAACAGAUGUAAACAACUAGGUUUCAACUAACUUCACCCUCACUUCAUAGCCUCAGGCUAGUGAGUUUGCCAAAACCAAAGGGGGCGAAUACUUUCCCUACGUUGUUCCUGGGAGGAUGGAAACCGGGCAGCCCAGGUCCCACAGGGGCAGCUCCAUCCCAGGGCAUUUCUGAUAGUUGAACUGUAAUUUCUACUCUUAAAUGAGGUAUGAAGCAUUAUCCUUUUGUUCAGUUGCCCCGAGCUUUUGAACAGAGGAGUAAAUACAGCAUCGAAAAGAUAAACACUCAACCAAACCAUGUAAAAACGGGUCUGUAGUAUCUGUAAAAAGGCCCAGCCCAGGACCACUGUGAGCUGGAAAAGGGAGAAAGACAGUAGGAAAAGAGGUGAGCUGAAGAUCAAUUCGAUAGACAGAUGGUGUGUAUGCCCCUCCCUAUUUCACUUCACACACACUCAUAACUUUCCAAAUGAAACCCCGUAGCACAGCACAUAUUUCCUAUAUUUUUGUGAAUUCCAAAAGGAACCCGCAGGGCUCUUCCUGGGAUAUUGGAUGAACACUGUUUCUGCAUCAUCUGCAUUUGCUCCCCAAGCAAUGCAGAGGUGUUCAAACUGCCCUCUGCUGGCUGAGUGGCAAUACUACAACAAACUUAAUGGCAAAUUUGGCUGAAAGUCGACAACAAAGAGCCCCUAUAUACUUAUCCCUCAAAUUUUAAGUGAUAUGAAAUACUUGUCAUAUCUUUGGCAAAAUCAGAAGAUAGUUAUCCUGCUUCAAGUCAGCUUCAGAAAUUGUUUAAAAGGGACCUUCGCUCUGGAACUCAAAAUCAAUUUAUUAAGAGCCAUAUUCUUAAAAAAAAAAAAAGCUGGAUAAUAUUAUCUGUAAUAUUUCAGUCCUUUACAAGCCAAAUACAUGUGUCAAUGUUUCUAGUAUUUCAAAGAAGCAAUUAUGUAAAGUUGUUCAAUGUGACAUAAUAGUAUUAUAAUUGGUUAAGUAGCUUAAUGAUUAGGCAAACUAGAUGAAAAGAUUAGGGGCUUCUGCACGGCAUAGAUUACAUACACAUAGCCACGCAUACAUGCAUACAGAUGCGGAGUACACUGAACUUCAAAGCCCAAAUGAAUAGAAACACAUUUUCUGGCUAGCAGAAAAACAAAACAAAACUGUUGUUUCUCUUUCUUCCUUUGAAAGUGUACAGUAAAAGGGAUUUUUUCAAAUUAUUUUUAUAUUAUUUUAGCUUUAAUUGUGCUGUUGUUCAUGAAACAGAGCUGCUCUGCUUUUCUGUCAGAGAUGGCAAGGGCUUUUUCAGCAUCUCGUUUAUGUGUGGAAUUUAAAGAGAAUAAAGUUUUAUUCCAUUCUGUGUGAAUGGUUUGAGCAGUGAACAAAGAAUCCAUGCAAAGCAAGUCAUGAUGGAAGAAUGAGGGGGAGGGGGGCAGUGCAGGGGAGGAAAGCUGUUACAUCUGUGUUGAAUUAUUGUGAGCAGUCUAUAAUGUCUUGGUGUUGGUUCAUAGAUGAAACACAACUGAUGGAAGAAUGUAUUAUAAAUUAUGCAAAAUCUGACAUGAGCUGAAAAGACAGGUGCUGUUAUAAAAACUAAUAGAUUCUUAGGAUGUAAAUGUUAUUUUGAGCUUCGCAAAUACACGAAACUGUGCAAUAAGCCUUUUUUUCCUUAUAACAGAAAAUGAGGAUAAUUAAAAUGAGGAGAAGGCCCCAUGACAGUUGACUUGAGUUUAAUUGAAGGACCCAUUGGAGGCUCCUCUGGUCGACUUAAUUAUUUCAUUCAGUGAUUUAUCGCAGAUCUUUUAAUGCAGGUUAGAAUAAGGAAGUGAGCGUAAACCAUAAAAAGACUCUAAAUGAUGCUUCCAAAGCACUUUUAUCUUGCUAUUAGGUUCAUGUUUGUCUUUACUUGUAAAAUAAUUUGGAAUGUUUGUUUACAGGGUGAAUGUCUGAUACUUUUUAAAUUAGCUAAAUGUAUCUAAAGGCAUUUCCAAUGUUUAUCAUGGGAGGAAAAAAGCCACAUUUUUUUAAGAAAACAAAAUUUUGGUAGUAUAAGUUCAAUACACUAUUUUUAACAUCUCAGCUUAGCUGCUUUAAUCAUAUCAAGGUAGAUAUGAGGCUGGAUCACUGGCCCAUGACAAAUCUGAAAGCUGCCAGAGAAUUGACUGCCACAUAGAUAAUCCUGCUGUCAGUUAACAUUCCAGAAAAACUUGGGCAGGCAAGUUUUUAUAGCUGCCCCACUAUGCUGCAAUAGAGUAUCUUUCUAUUGAAGAUUUUCCACUGCAUUCCAGUCCUACUAUGGUGAAAACAUUGUUCUCGGACUAAAAAAAAAAAUCCUUUAUUUCAUACACACAAAAUUUCAUACACUAGGUCUGAGCAUCAACCCAAGUCCAUGAGUUUGCAGUGAAGUUCUAGUGAGAAGUGCUCUAUUCAUAAAGCAGGGGGUUUAUGUGGACCUUCUAGUGUUGCUUAUAGGAAAAGAGUAACUACCAUAUUACAUCUAAUGCAAAGCCAAAGUAUCAAAUUAAAAUCACAGAUUGAGGUUGUUAUUCAAAGUCACUUACUCCCAUCCUUCUAAUUAUGCUCCACUACAGAAGUAAGGGGAAGAGAGGGAAUACUUUACAUGUACACUGCUAGCGGGAAAAGAAAGGAUCGAUUAUAUCCACUUUGCUUAUCCAUCUCUCUUUACUUAUGUAAAGAAACGGAUUAGAACAGAGACUAAUAUACCUGGACUGAGUUAGAAACUUUAUAUAAAUGGGUUUUGUGGGAUUGAUUGGAAAGACAGUGAGAACCUAGGAGAACACGAAAAGACCCAUAGAAUGUCUCUUUUGAAAUCGAGUCUCGCUGUUGUUGUCUGGGCUGGAGCACAGUGGCACGAUCUUGGCAAACUGCAACCCCUGCCUCACAGGUUCCAGCCAUUCUCCUGCCUCCCAAGUAGUUGAGAUUAACAGCCACCCACCAUCACUCCUGGCUAAUUUUUGUAUUUUUAGUAGAAAUCGGGUUUCACCAUGUUGGCCAGGCUGGUCUCAAACUCCUGACCUCAGGUGAUCCACCGCCCCCUCCCGCCCCAUCUCCCAAAGUGCUGGAAUUUCAGGCAUGAGCUACUGUGCCCAGCCCAGAUGUCUUUUUUUAAAUCAGAUGUAGCAUCUUCAUAAGGUGAAGGCUGUCACAUAGAAGUAACAAAGCUCCUGGAGUAGAGUGACGCUAGCAUAGAAUGUUCCAGACAUCUGGCCAUAGUCCCAGACUCUGAAUUACCUGGAAGGGACAAAAUGCCCAGAUUACCAUUUUUUCUGUAUUCUGAUAGCACAGCUUCUACUCAGAGACCAUGUGUGUGUCACAUAACCAAGGCAGCUAGAGCACAUUCUGAGGGCUUUUUUUCUGGUUUGCUUAAUGAUUCUUUGAGAGUAACUGGAUUGGCCAAGGGGUGACUCAACAGGGCUGUGAGAAGAGUGUAGAACAAAUGGGUUUUGCCUCUCAGAGUUUAGAGCUUCAAGCUGUAUAAGCAUUGGUCCAUAUCCACCUCUUUUAGACACUUCCUUAAAAGUUUCCAUCAUGAAAAUCAUAUCGUGUCAGAAUCUUAUGAGAGCCCAUAACUUCCCCAUAGUCAAAGGUAGUGACUUUCUCCAGUCUUUGUUUCCAAUAAUAAAUAUCUCGCUCUCAGUUUAGAACUAUUGUAGAGCUGGUGUCCGUGCUGUGAGUCAUUGUGUCCCACAGCUUUUAAAACAUCGUUCUCUUUUCUAUACCACACCUGAUUCUUUGUGCCUCAGACUCAUUGCCAUCAGGAAGAGACUUUGCCAAGAAUCCACCACCACAUUUGGCCAGUGGUGUAUACACAUUAAAGUGAGAGCUGAUGAAAUGGUGACGCCCUAUUUUGUUCCGACAAUCAGUAUGAAGGGGUAGAUCCCAGUCUGCCAGUGAGCCAACAGCCUCUGUACGCUGGUAUCCGAGACUAACAGGAAACAAGUGUCAGCGCAGCCACGGCAUUUUUGUGAAUGCUGUUGUGACAGACUCCAGUUAUAAACAUCUGUGAGCCAUCUGGCACAACACAGAGCUGAAGAGGCCAGUUCAGUGCACCUGCACAGAGCACUGAAGAACAUGCACAAGCCUCUUGAAUCACCAAGUUAUUUUCCUCAUCCUCAGAGACUUUGACAAUUCAGGGCUCACAGAUGGCGGGGGGGGGGAAUUCUCAGGCUUCCCUUCCUCCUAAAUGACACUUUUUAAAGGAAGUGACGUGGAAGUUGUUCUAGGAGUUAGAUGGACAGUACGAGCACAUUCGUGAGUGGGGCUUGGGGAAGUCUCAAAAAUGGCACUUUGGUUUUAGGCUGGGCAGGCAAAAGUCUCACAGUGAGAUAUAUUUAACUGGACGUCUAAACCCACAACUGCAUUGUAGUAACUUCUUCUGAAGUAAUUGGUUAAAUUAAGAACUGGUUUCAUAAGUUGGGGCCAAGCCACAUUUAAAACCCAUUCGGGCCUGCAGUGAAGGGUUCUGACUCACGUUGGUAUUUAAGUGCUGUUACUUUCCCAAUGCCUUAGUACCACUUGAGACUGUAUUUCAAUGGACAGAAACCAAGAAGGCCACAGCAGUAGCCUAAUAGUCCUCCCUGGUCAUACUUGUUUCAAACAGGUCUGCCUGUCUGGGCACGCUCAGGCAGGAGGUUUCUUGCUGCUAUCUUGAAAACCACUGGAAGAUUCAGCUUCUUGGGGACCUCAGAGCCUGUGUUCAUAUGGAAGCCCACCCAUAUAAGCUUCACAGAGCAAAUCACAGCAAUGUUCAAGUUGUUAUUUUCAAGUGCUUAUUUCACAACAUUAAAAAAAAUAUUUUUCCUGGUGUAUUAAAAUUAAAAAUAAAAUCAUAACUUUUGAUUUAAAAUCAAA